AUGAAGAAGAGGAUGAAGAUGAAGAAGCAGCUGGAGAACAUCCAUCACCCCAGGAACGAGGACAUGUUCAUGUUCUACCAGGAAGCAGGAGAGGUGGAGAACAUCCAUCACUCCAGGAACCAGGAGGAAGCAGCCGUCGCCGUGACGACCAGGACGUCUGGGUUUCAGUUCUGCCAUGAGAGCUGGCGGAGGAACCAGCAGGAACCUGCAGGGGAGCUAACGGACCGGGACCAGGACCGGGACCAGGACCAGGAUUUAGCAGAGAUGUCCGGGUGGAGAGGGAGGCUGGUGCUGUGGACGCUAGCAGCCGCGCUGCUGCUGUCGGGUUACCUGUACACGGGAACAGGUGCCAGUCUGGAUUGGUCGGGGGGUUCGGGGGAGAAUCCUGGACCACCAGAGCUGGCGGAGGGUUCUGACCAUCUUUCCUUCAGGAGACACUCGUCUCUGACCCGAAGGAAGAGGGACAUCCUGUUUCCCAGCGGAGUGAAGCUCUGCAACCAGGAGACGUUUAACCAGGCCGUCAGCAACCACCUCAAUUACUUCCACCUAAGAGUUUGCCAGGAGACGGUGUGGGAAGCCUUCAAGAUCUUCUGGGACCGGCCUCGUCUUCGUUGUCGUUAG
This is a messenger RNA of Cololabis saira (Pacific saury), 621 nucleotides long. RefSeq lists its product as uncharacterized. The record is from RefSeq and is a predicted model, not a curated record. The coding region runs from base 1 to 621 and encodes 206 amino acids. Gene Ontology annotation, molecular function: hyaluronic acid binding; heparin binding. Gene Ontology annotation, biological process: visual perception. The transcript is spliced from 5 exons. NCBI's taxonomy places the organism in Eukaryota, Metazoa, Chordata, Actinopteri, Beloniformes, Belonidae.